Messenger RNA from Carassius auratus (goldfish), 969 nucleotides. It is a transcript of the gene ntpcr, whose product is annotated as nucleoside-triphosphatase, cancer-related. NCBI's taxonomy places the organism in Eukaryota, Metazoa, Chordata, Actinopteri, Cypriniformes, Cyprinidae. Gene Ontology annotation, molecular function: ATP hydrolysis activity. The coding region runs from base 106 to 669 and encodes 187 amino acids. The transcript is spliced from 5 exons. The record is from RefSeq and is a predicted model, not a curated record.
UGCCGGAAGUUAUGUAGCAGUGAGUGUCACACGCCAAAGAAGAACGUAUCAAGUGUACAUGUGUGGGUUCCCGACCUGAAAUAAAGCAGCAGGAAUCAUCUGUAAAUGAUGAAGCACGUGUUCCUGACUGGCGUUCCCGGUGUGGGUAAGAGCACUCUGGUGAAGAAAGUGUGUGACGCCGUGGUCUCGGCCGGGGUUUCUGUCAGUGGUUUCUACACAGAGGAGGUCCGAGAGCGAGGCCGGAGAGUGGGCUUUGAUGUGGUCACACUCACAGGGGACAGAGGACAGCUGUCCAGGCUCAGCGCUCAGGCCGCCGCAGGUGGACGUGAACUCAGGGUCGGUCAGUACGUGGUCGAUCUUCAGUCGUUUGAGAGCCUCGCUCUCCCUCUAUUCAGAGACAUGCGGGAGGGAAGCAAGAGGCUGUUUGUCAUCGAUGAGAUCGGAAAGAUGGAGUUGUUCAGCCAAGCGUUUAUCCGUGCGGUGAGACAGACGCUGGACGCCUCCAGCUGCUCCAUCCUGGGCACCAUCCCUGUUCCUAAAGGAAAACCUCUGGCGCUGGUGGAGGAGGUGCGCAGCCGACAGGACGUCAAGAUAUUUAUGAUCACGAAGGAAAACAGAGACGUGGUCUUCGACGACAUUGUCUCAGCUGUACAAGAGUGCCUGAAGUAAACCAGGAGGAGCAUGUGUUCAUGAUAAUUGUGAUUUUUGUUUGCCGUCGAGCCGUGUUCAUACGUGUGUGAUGUAUGCGUGUGAUUAAGCAUGUUCUCUCCAGCACAUCUCGUAAUGGACGGAGCCGUGUGUGAGAUGAACAUAGGUGAUGUCAGCCCUUAAAUGUUUUCAGUGGGACAGGACGCGACCUUUCCUCAUGAGCUUCACAUUAGACAGGAAAAUAAAUUCAUGUUUGAGAGGACGACGCUGUCAGGCUUCCAGGUGUUUUAUUUAUUUUUACCAUAUAUAUGUAUAUGGUAA